Molecule: messenger RNA, 3837 nt
Organism: Eimeria acervulina
Lineage: Eukaryota; Apicomplexa; Conoidasida; Eucoccidiorida; Eimeriidae
Product: Villin, related
Exons: 1
Coding region: 1-3837 (1278 amino acids)
Source: RefSeq, a predicted model, not a curated record
AUGCUGGAGAAGGAGGUAGCUGACUUGAGGGAGCAAUUGGCGGCGAGGGAGGAGCUGAAGAAGGCAUAUGAAACUCUACAAAAGGAGAACGAGAGCUUGCAGGCAAAGCUUGACGCAGCAGGAGCCCCAACGAAACCAGCGGGGCCUCCUUCCGCAGGGGCCAAGUCUGUAGAGAAGCCUGAAAAGGCUAUCCUAGAAAAGAUGCAGCUGAAGCCCACAGCAGAGCUGGAGGCCGAGCUGGGGGUCAUGAGACGAAAAGCAGCAGCCGCGGAAGAGCUUGAGAAGGAUAUUAAGCGUCUGCAGGAGCAGCUUCGUGCCAGUGAGGAACUGCGGGCAGCUUAUGAAGCCCUGCAAAGGGAGGCAGAACAGCUGAAAGAGCAACUUAGCGAACUGGGACGCAAGGGAGGGCAACCAAAAGAGCCAGUAGGGACCCAGGCAGUUGAUAAGGGGCACUUACCGGCGGCCGGUGAGCUAGAGGCUGUGCUACGAGAACGCGACGAACUUAGGGAAAAGGUUCGGGGCCUAGAGAAGGAGAUGACUGCCCUUGCUGCGUCAAUAGAGCAGCCCGGCACUGUCACCCUGGCAGCAAAAGGGGUCCCGGGCCAAAGGGGUUCAGAGGGGGCGCUGCCAUCUAAAAAGCCUACGGCGCCGCUGUUGAAGAAAGAGCAGGUAGAUUCUGCGAAAGCCGGAGCUGUGGCAUUGCCAGCUGGUGAACAGGGAGAAAAGACAUCACCAGAGGAGAUUGGUGAAGUGAUCAGCAGAGCUGCAGGCGUAUUGUCGCCUGUGCCUGCAGCGGCAGCAGAAGCAGGAGCAACGGCAUCCCCUGUUGGCGGCAAAUUUCCGCCACCAAUGAAGCUGGAGCCUUCUGUUGGAAAGACAGCAUUGUCUUCCACAGGUAAGAAAUCCUCCAUAAGCAAGAAGGCUGAGCAACCGAUUAAACAUGGUGAGACGCUACCGAAGAGAGCCAACAAGGCGCCUCCUCCCCCUCCCAAGCUUGCGGAAAGUGAUACCAAAGUGCCUCCUCCACCGAAGAAGGCUCCUCCAGUGGAAGCUCCGACCGGAGAUGGAGUUGGAUUCAAUGCAGAGGCGAAGGGCAAUCUUGAAAAGGAAAUAGCAUCUUUAAGGGAGCAGCUAGCGGCUGCAGGAGAGUUGAAAAAGACUCACGAGGCUCUCCAGAAGGAAUUCGAGUCGCUUCAGGGCGAGCUCAGGGCCUUGAAGGCGCAAGCAAAGGGUGGUGGGAUUGAGGUGAAACCAGAGACGGGCGAAGUUGAAAACUCGGAGCGGCACGAGUCAGAACUUCUGCGCACAGAAAGAAAUUCUCUGAAGGAACGCGUGGCUGCGCUGGAAGCUGAGUUGUCAACCCUUAGGGGAGCCCAAAGUCGGGAGGUUGAAACGUCACCCCCGAAAUUAGAGCCCGGACAGUCUCCUUUGCCCGCUAAGACGCCUAAAGAAGCCGGCACAAAAGCAAAGGAGGCACAGACACCAGAAGUGGAUGGCGAGAGAAAAGGUGAAACUCCUCUUUCCUCUGCGGAUGCGGAGGCAGCGAAAGAAGAUACUGACGGUGAGGCGAAGCCAGUAUUGCAUCCAGAGAAGCAAGCAGCUGGAGAGGGCCCUCCGAGCAAGGCAACCCUUCUGACUGAGGAGGUUUUGUCCAAGUCCGACGCAGAAACAGAAGAAGGGGACUCUGAAAUGGACACUUCUCCGGCAGAAGAACGUGUGGCCGAGCUGACGGAGCGGUUACACCGGGCCAAACGCCGAGUGCGGAACCUUGUGAUAAAGUGCAACGCCCUUGUGGAAAUGGAGAAGGAACGCGAUGCUCUUCGCAGCCGACUAGAGUCCCUGCAGGCUAAGCAUGAGGCAAUCAGCAAACUACACGAGAAAGAAGCCAAAGGAAAGUCAGCGAUGACUGGGGCGGACAAAUCAGAGGGCUCGGACAUGCUGAAGUCGGCGUCUGCUGUAACUCUCCCUGUGUCUGCAGUUGCGUCAACAGUAGCGGAUGACCCCGAAAGUGUCUCUACAACAAAAACAGGCCUUACAACGCAGAGCUCUUCAGCCCUGCUGGAUGUCCGGCCUCCUGCCGACUGGGCUGCGAAGUAUGAAAAGCUCAAGGCUCAGAGGGACAAAGUGUACCAGGCAUACAAAGCCCAGAAGGAGCGCCUCACCAAGCUAGAAGAGGAAGAAACAAUCACCAAAGAAAAGCUAGAGAGACUUGAACGUCUUUACGAAGAUACGAAGGAGGAGCUCGAGAUCGCCACAAGGUCCCCUAAACAGCGUGAAGGAACCGAAUCCACAGGUAUUCUGUCCUGGCUGGGUGGGGGAGCACAUGAUGAGAAGACUCCAGAGGAACAGAAGCUGCGGGCGAGGCUAGAACUGUUGCAGCAAAGACUACAGAAGGCUCUAGCAGAGAACGAAGCCCUCAGUGACAAAUUGGCCCAAAUGAGAACGUCACCAGCAGGGUCUCCACGUGGCGACAGGGAGGCUGGGGACCAGGCCACAUCUCAGGAAUCUCAGGGAACAGAUUCUCAGCAUCUGUCGCCUGAUGCGGUGGUGAAGAAAGAAGGCAGUGUGCCAUUGAGAACGAAGGCUGUUAUUGCAGCGCCCCCUGGCUCUUUCCGUGGAGGAGACUCGGUAGACUCGGACGCAGAGCGCAAGUCACUUGCAGAACUUAAGGAGCAAAUCAGACAGAAAGAUGUCCAAAUAGAUAAAUACAAAGCGGAGAUUUUGGAGCUCAAGACAGCUGCCACCCCUGCGUCUCCGGUAGCUGCGGAGUUGGCGAAGAGGGAAGAAGAGCUUCAGGCCAAGGCUGCAGAGUUAGAGAAGGUUACGAAAGAGGCAUUGGAGAAGGACAACGUCAUAAAGGAAAAGACUGAGGAGAUUAAGACCUUAAAAGCCAGUUUAGAAGCCUUGGAGAAGGAAAAGCAACAAGCACUCAGCGACAACAGCGCGUUGAAGAAAGAGCUUGCGACACUGCAGAACGAGCUGGAUUCUCUGAAGGCCGGUCGACCGGCUCCAACCCCUGCCAAAGAAAAACCCAAGCCGCCGGCUUCUGCAGACGCAACGCCUUCAUCUACGAAAGCUGUCAGGCGGUCUUCCAGUAUAGCGAAACGAAUGCCAGGGCUUCCACCGCCCGCACCCGCCUCAAAGGCUGAUCGCUCAGACACGGCAGUGGCCUCCGCGGCGAGGGAGGAGGCGCAGCAAGCUGCCAAUCUGAAUCCGACACAGGAAGUUACGACAGGUCCUACUGGGGACCAGCUUCCCAAACCCGAAGAACGUUCGGCAGAAGUAGAUGAAGAGGGAGAGCCUUCCCAUAAUGAAGCAUCAGGAGCGCAGACCGUUUCGAAGAAAAAGCCCAAGAAGACAAAUGCGGAAGUUGACGGCGAACAUAAGCAGAAGAAGUCGCCAAAGGAGGAGGACUUGGAGGGCACGAAGAAGAAAAAGAAGAAAAAAAGGAAAGGAGAUGCGCCGAGUGAGAGAUCCGGCCAACCCUCCGAUGUGGAGAGCAUUAACCAAGAAAAUGCUGGUGAGACUGUUGCAGCAGCCGAUGCGACGCCUGGAUGGGGAUUCGGGUUGUUUGGAAAUAGGGAAGGAAUUACUGAUGCUUCUAAAAGGCAUUCCGACGCACAGGAUGCAUCACCGUCUGCGCCUCGUCCCUCUCUUCUCGGGUUAAUUGUCGGCUCGGACCAUGCUGAGGAAACCCCCAAAGGAAACGAAGUUCCCCCCUUGAAACUGUCCACUGUGGACGGUGCGGAUGACCAGAGCGACAGUUCCUCGAGUGACGACGGCGAGACGGACGGAGGUAUCACCAGCACAAUAGCGGGUUUCUUUUGGGGAAUCUAA